GUUGCUAAUGUAAACAGCUGCUCUUCUGCGACCGAGGUAAGAUUGUGUACGAUUUCGCCGCUUUUAAAGUCUGGUUCUUCCCCCAACACUCAUAGGCCUAUCAAAGCUCGUUUAUAGAUUUGUGCGUAGAAUGAUUCGAGAAGAAUGCACUACGCAAAAGACUGGAAAAACUUCAAUCUGGAGACUGUACUCUGAGGGUUUUGAUGACCAGCGCACGAACAAUUAGCAGAAGCAUGCACAAUGUGAAGACGGCUGAUCAGUAGACAUGCUGAACAGAAUUUUGGGGUCUUCGACGCUCCUACUUGCUUCACCGCACUGCUCAACUAAUAUACAAGAUAUGUAGAGAAAAGAAGACCACAAAGCUCUGGAACAGAAAAGAAGACCACUGUCUAAGAUUUACAUCCAACCAGAGACAAAAUGGCUGAUGAUAGUGCUCCCGUCGUCGUCAGUAAAAAAUUUCUCCGGAGGUGCCGGGCGAGGAAAAUAUUCGAGGAUAACAAGUACCGACGAAUGAGCCACUCUCUCUUACAGCCACAAAAACAUGUUCGCCGACCCCGGGUCUUGCAGUUUUCCACAACAAAAGAACCCAACCAUCAAGCUGGGGCUGCUGCCUCUUAUAACUCUCUGGACCUUCUUCACUCUGAUCAUUUGUUGGAUGAAAACGCACCUCAUCUCCCCAUUCACCAUGCUGACCAGGAACACUGGACACUUGACCAACUGUUAACACUUCCAGCACGUAAGCGGUUGAGAAAACUCGCCAAAGUGUUGAAAGGCUGGUGGUCACCGUAUCCGGGGUUAACUUUCCAUUCGUCAAAAGUCAACAUCAGGGCAGUCCUGACUCGGCGGGAAAAAUUGACUUUGGGGGACUUUAAAGUUAGUCCACAUAACGAGCUCAGUUCCAAAACAUUUAAAGUAAUACCAUACCUCAAAAGCCAAGUAGGGCGUACUCAAUGUUUGUUUUCUGAUUCCGGAAUACAACCACACAAGAUCAAGCCAUCUACUAAAGGUGAUGACAGUGAAGAUGAAGUAGACAACUAUGAAAGUUCCGACGAUGACGAAGGCUUGAACAACAGAUUUUGGCGAAAGCCUCCUCACAUUCCUAAAAAGAGUCGAAUACGACGUAUCUUAACGAACAAAUUCAUCCGCUCCCAAAAGUCACAAUCCAAAAGUUUUGUGUCAGAAACAUGGCGCGUUCACGUCUUAGAAAGAACCACCGAGCGCCAGGAUCAGGAGACCAAUCACUGGGAGAAGAACGAUCAAAAACACAACCCGGAAGAAGGGCAAGCAACUCUGCGCAAAGGGCUAACAUUAGGAGACUUCUGGCCCCCUGAGGAUGCUCGUCGGCUUGGAAUACAAGCAGACGACAGAGGUGGUGUGGACACUGAUGAUGCAGGUUUUGUGUCCGGAGAAUCUGGUUAUAAGAUUGAUGACGACAAUGCUUUAGUCACCAUGCCAACGCUACGACCGCCAGAAGUAGAAUCCAAAAUGAACCAAUCUGUUUCCUCGGCUUUCAGUGAUAAUAUGUCCGUGAAAACAGCAGGCAAAAGUCUGGAAAACUCUCUUGAAUCUGAGCUUGGAAAAGUGGAGGAGAACGAGAGUCCAAGCAGCGUUUCCGAAGGUAAACCCGAAGUAGGUGAUGUCUUCUCAGAUGAGAAAGCAAACGAUUAUGGACAGAGUGACCCUGAAGAAAAGAAAAGACUAAGCGAAAAGGAAUCAUUUUACGCGAGAGUGAAACUCGACCGCACAAAAAUUCGCCCCGACCAGCUGAAGGCAGAGUUCCGGCGAGACUACCGAGAGGCGUCCUGCAAACCUCGGCGGUUUGUGAUCAACAUAUCCCGCAUCGUCUAUCACCGGGUUGCUUUACUCAACAAACUUCGUUCGUGGAGAAUGUCCAAAACCGAUCUGACCACAUACCUCGUGUUUGCUUUCACCCGCCAGCUAGGCGACAGCCUGGACGAGUAUAGAGCGUGGGUAUCUUCCACCUGGACCUCACAACUCGGGGUAAAUGAUAUUUUCGGAUCUUUUGCGCAAUCUGACGCCGAGGCCUCCAUCGGCGAGCUCAUACAGCGCGUUGUAACCGCGGUGGACUCAGUUGACAUCAGUGAUUUUAGGAGCGGAAACUCAUCCACAGGCUCGCGACACUCAACACAAACACGGCCAGUCUGCAGCUUCUUUAUGUUAGCUUCCAUGACAAAAUGGAACAACGGGAGCUUCCAGCUUCCACAUGCCACAGAAUGGUUUGAUACCAAUGCAAUGCUGCGGAAUCUUCGAGACAUCUUGGAGUCUGAAACAGACCUCAACUAUCUCCAGCACGAUUUAAGUGAGGCCUUACAUGACGACAGGCAGCAUUAUAAUUUAAAGGAAUCCAAAAUGGCACCAAAUAAAUAUGGCAGUCGCGUGGCCAACUUGAAUGAGAUACUAAAUGACAGCAACUUGCACCCUUUUCUGGAAGAUUCUGGGACUGCAACCGACAGAAACGGCAACAGUAGUGUCGAAGACCUCUCUGCGCCAGAAGGCCGUGGCCCGAAUUCUCCUACAAUCUGUGCAAUCUGUCUCUCAAACCUUAGUGGCAGUCGCGCAGGGGCCGGAAGCUUCCCUCUGGCUCUACAGCUGUGCAGUCAUUGGUUCUGUGAGCAAUGCUGGAACUACUGGGUUGCGCGAAAAUCAAAGACACGUGACAAAAAUAAUAGCAAAAAUGACAACAACAACAAAAACAACAAAAACAAAAGCGAUGGUUAUCUCAAGUGCUUGAAGAAAACCUGUGUGACUCCAAUAGAGCACGCGACCUUGCUCACACUGCUCGACCUGCAGCACAUUCGCUCUUUCAACAGGAGUAAAACAGACAACUUUUUACUCUCUUUAUCAUACACGAAGCAGUGUCCAAACCCUCACUGUGAACGCAUUCUGUACUCAAAGCCGUCUGCCUCAUCAAAGACCGACCACUUGUCAUUUGUCACGUGCAAAUGCUCGUGGCAGGUUUGUCUGGCCUGUCUUCAGUUGCCGCAUUGGCCAGCAAGUUGCGAGGCAGCCUCAAGAUACCAGCACUUCCUCCACACACAGACACUUGAUGUGCUCAAAAGACCAUUAGAAGACCAUGAGCUCCCAGACAUAAUUCUACGAGGCAAACACUGUCCUAAAUGUGGACAGUUUCGACAGACGACAAGGACUAGCAAAUCUGAGCACUGCGAGUGUGGUUGCCGGUUCUGCGUGCCGUGCGGCCAAGAACUGCGCAAUGGAAGAAGUGAAGAACACAACGCCUGCCAGGAGAGAUUUGUUCUCAAUGACGCGCGGUUCAAGAAGAAUCUGUUGUCUCAGGAGCAGAAGGCAGCAGACGUGAACGCAUCCAAGUGGUACGCCAUGGCCAUGGAGCACAGGAUUUUACGUCACCCUCAAGUCGUAUCGGCCCUCUACUCUAUGUCGGACCUGGUGGCGACCAAAAUACAAGACGCGGCAAGAGAAGGUUUCCAUAUUGGAGACGCAAAGAAAGUGGCCGCUGGAUGGAGAGAGAAACUGUUUUACUGGAACGAAGAAAACGAACGACUAAUGGGCACGCGAAGCCUCAAACGCAGCAGCUUAUCUGGCAACGCGUCUCGACCCUUGUCUCGCACGUUCUCAUCUCUGUCAAAUGACUCAGCAUGUUCGUUGUCCGACACCGAAGACGUCCCCUUAGAUGACGUCAUCAGGAAAGCCGCGCAGAACCUAACUCACGUGACUCUAGAGCUUCAUCACGUGCUCGAGUUCACGUGUGUGCUGUUGGACGAGCAGCCGGCGUGUCACGUACCUCUGGCCACUCACAUGGAGCGGGGGGAAGACGUUUGCGCCGGUCUGGCCAUCCUGCUACAGGAGUCUCACGUGCACAACGCUAACAGGAUCCUCCCGGCCUUCCUGAGGCUACAGGUCAAGGCCAAGCAGGUCUGGGGCAAUAUCAUGAACUUGAUAGAGGCUGACAGAAACUGA
Molecule: messenger RNA, 3957 nt
Organism: Aplysia californica (California sea hare)
Lineage: Eukaryota; Metazoa; Mollusca; Gastropoda; Aplysiida; Aplysiidae
Exons: 2
Coding region: 418-3957 (1179 amino acids)
Biological process (GO): positive regulation of proteasomal ubiquitin-dependent protein catabolic process; protein polyubiquitination; ubiquitin-dependent protein catabolic process
Cellular component (GO): cytoplasm; ubiquitin ligase complex
Molecular function (GO): zinc ion binding; ubiquitin conjugating enzyme binding; ubiquitin protein ligase activity
Source: RefSeq, a predicted model, not a curated record